AUGGCAGUGCGGCGACGCAAUGUUGGGUUUGGGAAAGAGGAGCCGUUCGACAGGGUGCGGUUUCCGCCCGCGGGGAAGGAGAAGAGUGUGCGGAGGGAGUGGAGGGUGAGGAGAUGUGGAAUUAAGACCGUGCUGGGGCUGCCGCUGCUCGUAAUUGUCUUUUUUGGCAUCGUUCACAUCUCCAAUGUUCUCAUGAGCUUGGUGAACCUCGUCAGAGAUGACGCUGUCACCUACUCUCGCGACUUCCUACCCCUGGAGCAAUAUCAAGCAGGGGACUUCACGGGCCUUACUCGCAAUGUCAAGCCCAUUCAUUGCCAUUCCCACAACGACUACUGGCGUCGUGUGCCUCUAUACGAGGCCCUGCGCUGGGGCUGCACCGGCGUUGAGGCAGACGUCUGGCUCUUUCCCGAGCGCUCUGACAAACUAUUCGUCGGCCACAGCACGCGCGACCUCACCAUAGACAACACCUUCGGCUCCAUGUACGUCGACCCUCUGAUGCGGAUCGUCGACCAGCAAAACACACCAAACACCCCCUUCGAGACCGUCUCCAAGUCUGGACUCAAAAACGGCGUCUUCGAGAUGGACCCCACGCAAACCGUCGUCCUCCUCGUCGACUUCAAAAACGACGGCCACGCCCUCUACCCCGUCGUCUCAUCACAACUCGAGCCCCUACGCCAGAAGGGCUACCUGUCAUACUACGACGGCCACACCAUCGUCCCGGGCCCCAUCACCAUCGUCGCCACCGGCAACGCCCCCUUCGACCUCGUAACCCGCAAUUCCACCCACCGCGACAUCUUUUUCGACGCACCCCUCGCCGGGCUCUCCCCCCUCUCCUCACAAACCACGGACCACGCGUCCAAGCGCGCCGGCGGCCAGGGCACCGUCGGCACCACGCCCCUCUCCACCUUCGACCUCACAAACUCGUACUACGCGUCCGUCGACUUUAAGAAGGCGGUCGGGUGGUGCUGGUUCGGGCGGGUGUCGGCGACGCAGAGAGAGCUGAUUCGAGCGCAGAUAAGAGCAGCGAAGGAACGUGGGCUGAAGAGUAGGUAUUGGGGCGCGCCAAAGUGGCCGGUUGGCGUGAGGAACAUGGUUUGGAGAGUUCUGGUGGAGGAGAGCGUGGAUUAUUUGAACGGCGAUGAUUUGAGGGAGAUGACGAGGGGGGACUGGGGGGCGAAGGUGCAUGGUAGCUGGGUUGGGUAG
Molecule: messenger RNA, 1203 nt
Organism: Paraphaeosphaeria sporulosa
Lineage: Eukaryota; Fungi; Ascomycota; Dothideomycetes; Pleosporales; Didymosphaeriaceae
Exons: 2
Coding region: 1-1203 (400 amino acids)
Biological process (GO): lipid metabolic process
Molecular function (GO): phosphoric diester hydrolase activity
Source: RefSeq, a predicted model, not a curated record